AUGAUUUCCUGUGUACAGUGCGGUGACGAAUACAUAGGAGAAACAGCUAGACCACUAUGUAUUCCAAUCAAAGAACACCUGGACGGCAAAAGGAAAUCAUGUGACUCCACUGCAUUAAGUGCUCAUAGGCAUCAUUACUUAUUUUGUGUGAUCUAUAAGCGUGGAAUGCUCACAACAUGCGUUACUGUAUCGAUUAUUUUCGCCAUGUUGAUGUAUGAGAUUUCAUAUUCGCUGAGAGAAACAAUGAAAGAUGAGAUUGAGUCUAUGACCACAGAUGAUGUGACAUCAACGAUACGUGAUUGGGGACCAGUUAGUUACGCUGGCUCAGAACUAGAGACAAUGUGA
Molecule: messenger RNA, 345 nt
Organism: Necator americanus (New World hookworm)
Lineage: Eukaryota; Metazoa; Nematoda; Chromadorea; Rhabditida; Ancylostomatidae
Exons: 4
Coding region: 1-345 (114 amino acids)
Source: RefSeq, a predicted model, not a curated record